AUAUGACUAAAAGCGAGGAUUCAGAUCCGAACCAGGGUCAAGUUUAGCGAGAUAAUAGCUAGUUGAUUUCAUCAGCCAUUUCGAGAUCGUAGCUUUCUACUGGAAGGUGACUACUCGCACGAACAUUAACUCUCUAUCUGACGACAUUCUCUUCAGGAACCUGUGGCAUUACAACCAACCCACGGCCCCCAAGACACUAUGGCAUGGCAAUCAACCCGCGGCUCCCACGACAUGCAGAUCAGACAGCGACGCUUUAUGGGAAUCACUGGGUCAGAGGCCGAAAUACAUCACCGCGAACCUUUCUACCGGAAGGACCAUUCCUCCAUCACACAAGAAUCCAUUGCCGACUCCUCCUCCCCUCACGGAUGUCCCUCUGAAUCUCCGCAUCGCAGCCGUUUGCCGGCGAUGGCAAAGUCUCGUGCAGCGUUACGUCACCACGCUUGUAGUCAAGGAAAACCUCGUCGUUUCUCUCCGUGAACCCUCAGCUGCUGUCACGUGCUUUCCGAACCUGACGUACUUACUGCUGUGCGACAACAGCGUAGAGACUCUCACCGACGCUUUCCUCGCUCACCUCGCCUCGGCAUGCCCGAAGCUGACCUCUUUCCACGUGGGUCACAAGAUCACACAAGAUAUUAAGUACGACGCGAGGAAGGAGUUGCAUCCGAUUAAUCAGCCACCAGCAGCUUUCAUGCCUCGUUCGCCUUCCGAGCCUUACCAGCCUUUCCGUCUCCAACGAGACAAGCUUGAUUCAAAACAACCAGCGCUCCGCUGCAAUCGCCAUCGCGCAAAUUCCUCGCCUCAAGUCACUGGAGUUCAGGGUCAUGUUUCCUUCAGGAACGCCGUGCGCGAGCCUCGAGCGGCUGUUAAUCUACAACUCCAGUCAGCUAGAGCGGCUUCCAGACGACAUCAGCGACCUGCUGCCGAAUCUCCGGAAACUGAGCAUUCGCUACUGCAGAUUUUUCUCCCAGCUGCCCGGAAAUUUCAUCUCCCUGACUCGGUUGGAAAGCUUGGUGAUCUCGGUCAGCGAUUCGUUUUCCCGCCUGCCUGAAGACUUCGGGAACCUGCCUGCACUGGAAACGCUGGUCCUGGACGAGCUGCCUCGUCUUUCCCAUCUCCCCAACUCCCUCUCCGACCUCACCUGCCUCGAGACGUUCUUCCUGAUUGGCUCCCGGGAGAUCCGCCAGCUGCCAGGAGGCUUCUGCUCCCUCACCGCUCUUAAAACGCUCUGCCUGAUGAAGAUGCCGGGCAUGGUGCUUCCCGAGGGUAUUGGCGAGCUCUGCAAUCUUUAGACAUUGCUUCUGAACAAUAACGAUGAGAUGCAUCCGUUUCUCCCGGCCUCCUUCACACAGCUGUCGUCCUUGACCCGACUUGAGCUGUCUGGACUGACAUUGGACGAGCUUCCAGCGGAUAUUGGGAACCUGAGUAACCUUCGGCAGCUGCACGUCCAUUCCUGCUCUUUCAACGAGCUUCCAGAGUCCACUACAAUGCUUACCAAUCUGGAAGUGCUGACAUUUCAAGAGGUUUAUGAGCUCAUAUUACCAGGCGGUUUGGACAAGUUUGGAAAGCUGAGGCGUCUGGAGCUGCCAGGGUUUGAGGGGCCAUGUGAGCCACCUCAGGAUUUACCGCCUUCUCUUGAGGUCCUUCGCCUGGGAAGCUCCGAGGACUACACUACUUUGCCAGACAUCUCCAUGCCGGCAAGCCUCCAGAAGCUGUGCUUCAUUUUUGUGGACUUAGAGUCUGGGAUGACGUUCAGCAGGAGCCUGACUAACCUGCAACACUUGGAGCUGGUUCUGGAAGAAUCUGUUGAGGAACUUCCAUUCCCCUGGAUCUCCCUUCCUCAGCUGCGUACCCUUGAGAUUCUGAGUGCUAUAAGCCUCAGAGAGCUUCCCAGUGACAUCCGUUCUGCAAUGCCUCAGCUGCGGCAGCUGGUGAUUCACGAAGCUGAUUCGCUGACCGAGCUGCCAGCAUCAGUCACCCAGCUGCAGCAGCUGACCUCCUUGGAAGUGUGGGCUCGCAAGCUAGCUUCGAUUCCUGAAGGCAUUGGUGCAUUGUCCAGGCUGCGAAGGCUGGAUCUGUCCAACUGCCUGGCCCUGGAUCAGCUUCCCUCCUCUCUCACCCAACUCUCCUGUCUCCACGAGCUGGUGGUCCAGAACACAUCCAUUUGCUCAUUUCCUCCUAACUUUGCACAGCCGACAAGGCUGAAGACGCUGAAUCUGAGUAGGUGCAAGAAGCUGCCUGCUCUGCCAGAGGAUCUGACUGAGCUGAGGAUGCUCCACCGCUUGGAAGUUGGAGGGUGCAGGCAGUUGUUGAACAGAGGGGGGGUACGGGUACUUGCAGCCAAUAAAAUGUAUGGAUUGAGGAUAGAUCGCGAAUAGGUACUCUUCAGAUCACCUGUGGUUGAUAUUUCGAGCUUUCUGAUUUGUAGACUUCAACAAAAACCAACGAUUUAA
Molecule: messenger RNA, 2450 nt
Organism: Closterium sp. NIES-67
Lineage: Eukaryota; Viridiplantae; Streptophyta; Zygnematophyceae; Desmidiales; Closteriaceae
Source: the annotation of a GenBank genome assembly